Molecule: messenger RNA, 1188 nt
Organism: Trichobilharzia szidati
Lineage: Eukaryota; Metazoa; Platyhelminthes; Trematoda; Strigeidida; Schistosomatidae
Source: the annotation of a GenBank genome assembly
AUGGAUUUGUCAUCGCUUUGCUUACGACUAAUUCAAGGCCCAGAUCAAAGUCUUGGGAUUAACAUUUGUUUCUCUCAAAGUGGUAGAAUAUUUCAAGGCAGUUUACCACCAUUGCUUCUUGUACUUAUCUCUAUUACACUGUUGUGGACAAGUCAAUUGGGAACACAAAAUCUUAGUUGUACACAGUUACUUCUAUUCUUGCUUUCAAUUGUAUUCUGGUUAUGGAUGAAUGGACAAAACUUGGAUAACUCUACAUCCACUGGAUUCCUUAAUGUCUGGUGUUUAUUGUGCUCGUGUUCCAUCGGUGUAGUCUACCUGUUUACUUUAAUUCAUUAUCGUUUCGUAUGUCGAUUUCUUAGAAAAAAGUAUCAACAAUUAGAUCGUCUAUCCUCUUUUGGUUUAAAUCAUAACAAACCAUCUACUGUUAAUGACAGAAUAAAUGGACCAGUGUCAAUUCCAGGAUAUGGAUGUUGUGGAAAUUGUGGUGCCUGUCCAGACUCAUGUACUAGUUGUAUAGCCGGUAGAACAAGUACAGGAUUUGUUUCAUCGAACGGGACUGCUGUGUGUUGCAGUAACAGUAGUUGUGGUUUGUCGGCUGGUAGCGGUCAUGCUUGUCAAGGACUACCUAUAUUACAGACAAAUGCUACUGCAAACAAUAGUCCAGGACCUAUGGGAUUCACACAAACAAUGGGACUGUCUGUGAGUAAAAGGGAAACUUAUGGUGAGAACUAUUUAUGCUCAGGGAGUUCUGAAUCUGGCAACGGAAUAAACAAUGGUACAUUUCGUGGUUUGAAAUGGCGUAAUUUAAGACGAACAAAUAAUAACGGCGGUAACAACAACAACAAUAAUAAUAACAACCCCAACCCCAAUAUGUUAGGUGUUGAUCUUAAUCAGUCAGAUUGUCAUGUGUGUCAAUCACACCUGAUCGACACUUCAUUAUCCCCGCCUACAGCUAAUCUCUUGCCUAGAAAUCAAUAUUUACCUGUAUCACAAUUUACCAGUGUAUAUAAUUUCAAUGUAAAUAACUAUCCAUCAAGUUAUUGUUUAACUGGAUUAAAAACUUUACUGACUACCUGUUUCUGUCUAAUGAGUACUAUCUAUUGGAUAAGUAUAUUUGCACAAGGUACGUUGCCUGAAACAUGUCUUGGAGUGUCAGUUUGUCAAAUCAUAGAAGUGGACCGUGGGUAG